Molecule: messenger RNA, 281 nt
Organism: Ilex paraguariensis (yerba mate)
Lineage: Eukaryota; Viridiplantae; Streptophyta; Magnoliopsida; Aquifoliales; Aquifoliaceae
Source: the annotation of a GenBank genome assembly
GGGUUGAGAAGUUCAUGACUGAUAUGACCAAACACAAAGUGGUAGUAACUGGCCGGAUCAAUCCAGAGAAAGUCUUGAAGAAACUUAAGAAGAAAACAGGAAAGAGAGCAGAGAUUGUGAUUAAUAAAGAAGACCCUAAAAAUGAUGCAAAAGAAGAAGAUUCUGCAUUGCAAGGAACUUCAAAGCAAGUCGCAGAUUGCUUAGUGUUUGAUUAUUUUGGAGACUGCCUAGUUUAUACCAUGUUCAGCGAUGAGAAUCCAAAUGCUUGCUCAAUAAUGUAG